Staurois parvus is the source of this 356-nucleotide messenger RNA. The record is from the annotation of a GenBank genome assembly. Lineage: Eukaryota; Metazoa; Chordata; Amphibia; Anura; Ranidae.
ACUGCGGACACAGUACAGGAGCUUACCAGAGACUGCGGACACAGUACAGGAGAUGACCAGAGACUGCGGACACAGUACAGGAGGUGACCAGAGACUGCAGACACAGUACAGGGGAUGACCAGAGACUGUGCACAUAGUACAGAAGAUGACCAGAGACUGCAGACACAGUACAGCAGAUGACCAGAGACUGCGGACACAGAACAGAACAGGAGAUGACCAGAGACUGCGGACACAGUACAGGAGAUGACCAGAGACUGCGGCCACACAGUACAGGAGAUGACCAGAGACUGCGGACAGUACAGGGGAUGACCAGAGACUGCGGACAACAGUACAGGAGAUGACCAGAGACUGCGGAC